This is a messenger RNA of Sphaeroforma arctica JP610, 447 nucleotides long. RefSeq lists its product as hypothetical. The record is from RefSeq and is a predicted model, not a curated record. The transcript is spliced from 5 exons. Lineage: Eukaryota; Ichthyosporea; Ichthyophonida. Bases 1 to 447 code for a protein of 148 amino acids.
AUGGUACCAAUUACUCUUGUCUGUAGUGCUGGUGCCACAUGGCUGCUGCCAUUCGACGGCAACUGCUUCAUGACCAAAGGCUCGUGGGACGGCAUCAAGGAAGGCUUCAAGAAACACGGCUGUGACACUCGCUAUAUCACUGUGCCUAUGGCUCGGUUACAAAGCAAUGACCGCCUACUCGAUGCCGACUUCGCCCCAGAGGCAACGGAAGAGCCGCAGAUCAUCUUCCGACACGACGCAAAGGAACGCUUUAAUGUGAUGAUGCGCUAUGGCAGACGCCCAAAGGUGGAGUUGCUAUGGCGACUAAAGGUUGCUGGUCCAUGGGAUCGGUGGCCGCAGUCAAUCGGCCCGUGGGAGAAGAAGGAGUGGGAAGUCUCGGAUGAUGUGGGUGAGGGUGAUCGGGCUGUGCCAAGUGCUGGCUGGAUUCCCAGUGUAUUACUAAACUGA